CGCUACUCUCCUUCAGUGAAGGUUAUAAAGAAGAAGAAGAAGAAGCUCGGCUGAAGCGUUGAGAAAGAUUCGUAUGCAUGAGAGGAAAAUGAAGGCCUUUUACCUUCUCUUUUGUCUCUCUGUGACCGUCUGCGUUUGUGUCGCAGUUCCGAUAACAACGUGCAGCUCUGCAAACCUCCGUAACAGGAGGGAGACUUGCGAGGAAGCGGUCGCUAAGUUAUCCCAAGAUCAGGUGGCACUUGCAUGCCAGGCCCUGCUGUCGCCCAUUGUGAUCGGCAACCUGGGCGCCACUCCGGAGAUGGUGACCGAGUACUGCACGGAUUCAAGGCAUUGCUCCGCCAUCCUUGUUCCGCUCUUCGAUGAGAUCGGAAGGCUUUGCGGAGGGCAAUUUCCACAACUGGAGACAACAGUUCGUGACGAGUGCUAUUUUUUCCAAUCCACAUAUUGUGGUGAUUAUUUCAUCUCAAUGUUCGACAAUACUACGCAGCCAACCUAUGAUAAAUGCGUGGAAGAUUAUUACUCAGGAAAAGGGUGUACAGACAACUGCAAAACAAUAACCAGUUAUAUUCAGGACAACAGAGGCUGCUGCUAUACCGAUUGGCAACUGUUCAAUACUGCCAUUGAUCCAAGUGCUAAAUUAGUUGACAAGUGUGUAUUUGAGGAAUGUCAACUAACUAUGGACGACAUUUGCACUGAGCCCUAAAAGUGACUAACAAGCCAAAAAAACAGUGAUAAUAUUUUGUUUUAUAGUGGACAAAAAACCGUAUACUUUGUUUAACAUUCGCGGUUAUGCGCAUGCGCGCUGUCUUGAUCGUGAGCUCAGAGUAAUGCUGCUGACUGUAGCGUGUUGUAGGUUUGCGUCGUCCACCGCCUCCUCCACUGGUCCUCUGAGAGUGUGUGUGAUCGGCAGUGGACCCGCCGGGUUCUACACUGCUCACCAACUGGUGAAGAGAAUCGAUGAUGUGCAUGUCGACAUCUUGGACAAAUUUCCCGUCCCUUUUGGUCUGGUGCGGUUCGGAGUUGCUCCCGACCACCCCGAGAUCAAGAAUUGCAUCAAUCAGUUCACAGUGCUGGCAAGAAAAGAGCAGUGUCGGUUCAUCGGUAACGUUGGCCUGGGACAGGAUGUCGGUCUGGCUCAACUGAGGCCUCACUACCACGCAGUAGUCUUGGCAUAUGGAGCUGAAGAAGACAAAGAAUUGGGGAUUCCUGGAGAGGACACACCGGGUGUCUAUUCUGCCCGUUCUUUUGUUGGAUGGUACAAUGGCCUACCAGAACAUAGACAGUUGGAUCCCGAUUUGUCCGGGGAAGUGGGAGUGGUUAUUGGUCACGGGAACGUGGCUCUGGAUGUGGCUCGAAUGUUGCUAACUCCAGUCAGCAGGCUCAAGACUACUGACAUGUGUACCCAUGCUAUUGAGGCGCUAGCUCGCAGUAGAGUGAAGCAGGUACGUCUGGUUGGCCGCAGGGGUCCUCUGCAGGUGGCCUUCACCAUCAAAGAACUGAGAGAAAUGACCAAACUCCCCCACUGCUCCACUCUCAUCGAUCCCUCCUACUUCCAUUCCAUCAAAUCCCUUUUAUCAGAGCUGCCUAGACCACGGCGAAGGAUAACAGAGCUCAUGUUGAGUGUGGCUGAAAACAGAUAUGAUUACAGGGGCGACAAACGGCCAGCUGGAGGUAAGGAGUGGGGUCUGUCGUUCUUACGAAGUCCGGUGGAGAUAGUGUCAUCCCCUACCACUGGAAGACUGGACUCACUCAGACUGGAGAUCAACAAACUACAGGGGACUUGGGAUUCAGCAAAAGUGGUGCCAACUGGAGAAUUUGAGGACAUGGAAUGUGAUCUAGCGAUACGCAGCAUUGGGUACAAGACUGUGAGAGUUGGCAGAGACGUUCCUUGUGAUCCAGUGACUGGCAUCGUCCCAAACGUAGCCGGCAGAGUUUUAGACAGAAACAAGAGCUAUAUCAGAGGUUUGUACUGCAGUGGAUGGGUCAAGACAGGACCAGUCGGCGUCAUUCUCACAACCAUGAACAAGGCCUACGAAACAGCAGAAGUCAUUCAGGAAGACUUCAGAAGUGGAACACUUCCAGAACCUGAAAGAGGCGAUAUUUUGGAGAAGUUAAACAACGAGCUAGGGGUUGACACGGUUAGUUUCUCUGACUGGGAGAAUAUUGACAGACACGAGGUGCGAGAGGGAGAGAAGAAAGGAAAACCACGAGAAAAGAUUGUGGACUUGACUCAAAUGAUGGACAUUGUUCACAAGAGCAGAUGACCAAUUUGUGUCAUUGGUGGCCUAAACUUUUCGUACUUUUUGCAAAAGAGAGUAAGGGGAAGGAGAGACCAACCAAUCACAUUGAAUACCUUAUCUAUAGCUGGGGUGUGCAGUGCAAACAUUUCUUCAGAGUUACUUGAGCCUAAAUCUUUAGCAUGCGCACAUGGGGGGAAGGACAUAUCAAGUGCAUUUCUUGUGUAAUGGGUGGCUUAAACCUUUCGUAUUUUUAGCAAGUAAGUGGGUGGAAGGAAAAGAUCAAAAAUGUACUAAAUGCUUUAACUAUAGCUACAAGUGUGCAGUGCAAAAGUUUCUUGUGAGCUAAUGGGUGGCUUUAAUAUUCAUAGUUUUAGCAAGAGAGU
This is a messenger RNA of Geodia barretti, 2623 nucleotides long. The record is from the annotation of a GenBank genome assembly. NCBI's taxonomy places the organism in Eukaryota, Metazoa, Porifera, Demospongiae, Tetractinellida, Geodiidae.